GGUAGUAUAUAAGCCUCAUGUUCCAGUUCUGCGAAAGUCAAAUGGAGUCGUCUUUUCUCGAGGACUUUCUCAAGAGAGAAGUCGAUCAAAAUCAAGUUAAUGCGUUAGUAGGGUCAUUUGAAAAUCAAUUGACCACACCAAGAAAUUGUAUUGCUCCCGCUAAAAGUGUUACUAGUAUAGCGCCAGGUCAAACAACGUCUCUUAGCCAGCUUGUGUCUCAGUCAGUCCCUAGAGCAGGGAGCACACCAGGGAAAUCAAUACAGAACCUUGUUAAUAGAAAUGUUUCUGCUAUUGUUGGUUCCCAGGUUAAUGGAAAAGUUACUUAUACAACUGAAAUUUCGAAAACACAAAGUAAUUCUUCUCCACGAAGUAACAUAGUUACAACAGCUCCGAGACCUUCAACGCCUACAAGUAGACAAAUCUCUGGUAGCCCGAGAAUGAUGACUCCUAAUCGCCAAGUUUCCAACAGUCCCAGACAAAUAAUAACACCUAAUAGGCCAACUACUGGGUUGUCUAUGGCUUCACCUCAGGUGUCUAUUGCCCCCAAAAUUACAAGUACUGUUCCAAUUGCCCCUCGUCUUGGUGCCAAUAUCAUGAUUACGCCACGACAAGCCCACUUACUAAUGGCACAGCGAUUUGGUCAUAAUGCAGCAUUAUUACAGAAUAAUGUCCUUACUGGUAUCCCAGGUGGUAUUCAAGUCAUACCCCGAGUUGCACAACCAGGAGGUGCAACUAUUGCAGUGCCACCAGUAAUGAAUACACAAAUACCUCCUGGAAUACGAACACUUACAGCACGAACUCCCAAUGUUGUGAAUAUGCUACAAAAGCCUGAUAUUAGAAUGCGCAUGAAUUCACCAUUAGCUGCAACAUCACUUACUCAAAUAAAGACAAGUAACAGUGUAAUACCUGGUCAAAUCAAUUAUAGAUUUCGUCAAGUAGGUCCAUCACAAGUAAAUCCUGCAAAUACUACAUCUGCGCCUGCUACAAUUGUUAAUGGUGCUUCACAAGCAAAUUCUGCUGCAAAUAUUACAAUGAUGAAAGAGUCUGUUAAAAGGUUAAAGGAAUUUUUUCAGAACUUGAUAAACUUAGCUUGUGGACCAAACCAACCACCAGAAAUUGGGAAAUUGGUUAAAGAGCUUGUCCAUAACUUAAUGCAAGGCCGUGUUAGUGAAGAGGAAUUUAUUGAAAAACUACAAAAAACAUUGAAAUCUGAUCCACAACCAAACCUUGUUCACUUCUUAAAGAAAACACUUCCACAUUUAAGAGAAACGAUAAGAAAACAACAAACACUUCAAAUGAACCCAAAAAGUCAGGCUCAACCUGUGUCAAUUAGUAACAGGAACCAAGUUCGAGCAACCUUGCCGUCGGUGAAUCAGCAUCUUCGAACAUCUGCAAAUAAUCUUCCCCAUAUAACUCCACAACAGUUAAUAGCCAAUAAGAAUCUUUCAGCUCAGGAACAACUUAUGCUGCAAAAGCAAUUAGCGCAACACGGCAGAAUUGUUGUUGCAAGUGCUGGACAAACUACUCCAGGAAUGAAAACAUUUCUGCCUGGUGCCACGCAUAAUCAGGCUGCCUCAAGAAUGGGAAUGAACAAGCAAAUACCUGGCAUGGCAGCAGCAGGAGCACCUAAAGAAAAACCUCGAAAUACGCAAUAUUCGUCAGCAGUCGGUGGAGAUGAGGAUUUUAUUGAUGUCACUUGUAUGGCUGGUGUUAAUCUUAUGGAAGAAAGUCAAAAGAUUUUAGCCACUGGUGCAGAUUUUAUGUCGUAUCAAACAAGAAGUGUUAAAGAUAGUCCUAUAUUGGUGAUGGAUAAGUUAAAAAAGUUGGUUGAACAGAAAGCACAAAGUUUUGGUAUAAAAGAUAUCGGCAACAGCGUAUUAACUGUAAUAUCACACGCGACUGAAGAAAGGCUCCGGAAUUUGAUCGAAAGACUUACAGCAUGUAGUUUACAUCGCAGUGAUCCACACAAAGACGACGUUCGCUACGACACAAUAUCUGACGUGAGAAAACAGUUACGAGUCUUCGAAGAAAUCGAUGAAGUUGAGCGAAAACAUCGAGAAACUAGGGAACGUGAAAUGCUAAUGCGAGUUGCAAAGAGUCGUUCAAGAACUGAAGAUCCGGAGCAGGCUAGACUAAAAGAGAAAGCUAAACAGAUGCAAAUGGAAGAGGAAGAAAUUAAUCGUAAACGUGCCGCAAAUCGAACGGCCCUUGAAGCAAUUGGUGGUCCUAAAAAGAAACGUAAACUGGACGAGGCGCUAGAAUCGCUACAAAAUGACAAAACACCAGUGAAUAAUUCUGCGACGCCGACAUCUACCGCAAACACUACACCAACAACGCAGAAUGUUCGAACCCGUCAACAUCGCAUUACAACAAAGGACUUGACAUUCGUUUUAGAAUCUGAGAGAGACACUUGUAAAUCUUUAGUUUUGUAUCGUUCUUAUACUAGGUGACAGUAUAUUUUUUAAUUUUUUUAUCAAUGUUAUGAUUGGAAUGCAAAUUUGUAUAUUUCGUUAUUCAAACUUUUUUUGAAACUCGAACUCGAAUGCAGCUUUUAUUACUUCGUGCCUUUUCAUCCUUUUAUUUUUUCAUUGCUUUGGAAUGUGAAAGGAAACAAAGACUUUUACGCUGUUAGAGGGAAAGCAUCAGCUUAUCUUUCUCUGGUAAAAAAGUAUAAAAGAAAGAGAAAAGUGAUAAAGAGCAUAUAUUAGUGUUUUGGUAUUUUAUUUUUCGUGCAAAUAUGAUUGCUUGAGGGAAUUUUCAUCAAGUUAAAGGCAUUUUUCCAUCAACCAAAAUAAGACCGUUUUAACGUUACGUGAUUAGUUGGUUUAUUAAGUCUUCUUUUUGCCAGUAAAAUUGUCGGUGAAACGAUUUUACUACAUGUGAUGUAAAAACGUUUCUGAAUAGGAAACAAAGUGGUUUUCUCUUAACACAAUUCUACUGUUGUAAUAGAUAGCGUUUUUCACUAACGGCCAUGGAAGUGCAAAAUUUAUAUUGCAGAUAAAUAUUUCAAAAAAAAAAAAAAAAAAUUCACUGACGUUGCUUCUCUAUUUUCUUCUAUUUUACUAUAAAAAAACUUUUUUUGGCCAGAACGCUAAAAACGUAUUGAGUCGAUACUUUUCAAAAUCUUACAUAAUAUAUAUAUUUUAUCUUAAACUCGUAAACUUUUUCCUGUCUGUAUUAAUAACGUUAAAAAAAGGCAAACCAAUGUAUUCAGGGUACGCUGACGAAAUUUUGUGACCUACGAGAAAAAAGCAUUCAUUUCGUUCUUACGAGAACAUCAGUUUAAAGGCGGAAGAUUAAUAAGAAACUUGUAAACUUAUCGCUUAUGGGAAUUUUAAAAAUUCUUCUUUCUAUUAAAUUUCCUUUAAAGCUUUCUUGUAGCAUGAAUGUUAUGUUUUAAUUUUGGGCGUGGCUUUUUCCGGUCGCAUCUUGUGUAUCAAACAUCAAAAUAUGAUGCAUACAAUAUAUAUUAUUUUCUUGUAUACAUUUUGUGAAAUUUUGGAAAAUGUGGUGAUAAACAAUGCAAUUUCUUAC
Hydractinia symbiolongicarpus is the source of this 3534-nucleotide messenger RNA. RefSeq names its product transcription initiation factor TFIID subunit 4-like. Lineage: Eukaryota; Metazoa; Cnidaria; Hydrozoa; Anthoathecata; Hydractiniidae. The coding region runs from base 18 to 2450 and encodes 810 amino acids. The record is from RefSeq and is a predicted model, not a curated record. Gene Ontology annotation, cellular component: transcription factor TFIID complex. Gene Ontology annotation, molecular function: DNA binding; RNA polymerase II general transcription initiation factor activity; protein heterodimerization activity. Gene Ontology annotation, biological process: transcription initiation at RNA polymerase II promoter; DNA-templated transcription. The transcript has 10 exons.